Brassica rapa (field mustard) is the source of this 4701-nucleotide messenger RNA. RefSeq names its product kinesin-like protein KIN-7H. Lineage: Eukaryota; Viridiplantae; Streptophyta; Magnoliopsida; Brassicales; Brassicaceae. The record is from RefSeq and is a predicted model, not a curated record. Gene Ontology annotation, biological process: microtubule-based movement. Gene Ontology annotation, molecular function: microtubule binding; microtubule motor activity; ATP binding.
AGAGAGAUGGUGGAUCUCCGGUGAAUCGGAGGCAGAGAGGAAGAAAAAAGAUCGCGAGAGAGAGAGAAAGAAAAGAGGAUCGCGAGAGAGAGAUAAGGUUAGGGCUAGUAUGGUCUUUUGGUCAUUAAUGAAAAGUGUAUUUGUGAAAAUGUCUUCAUACUAGUGGUAUACUUGAAAUGUGGUACCAAAGAAAGUGUAGAAGUAAAAUUCCCCCAUUCUGAUAUAUAUAUAUGACAACAUAAUUACUGCAGUUCAAAAAUGAAAAUACAUAAUUAAAAAGUUAAAAAAAAUAGUUGUAUUUUUAAAAUAUUUUAUAAAUCACAUAUUAUUAUAAAUAAAAAUAUCAAUAGCUAGUUUAUUUAAAUAUACUAAAUAAAAUUUAAAUGUACUUUUAUAAGUUCAGGAAAGUACUGUAUAAAAUUAUAAAUAUAUUUUGAAUUCGGAAUUUAAAACUUUAUUAUCCUUCUGGUUUCUCAAAAAUUGGAUUAAUGAUUUUUUGGUCUGAUAUUAAAAAAAAUUAUUUUAGAAGUUUAUUUCUUGUUUAAAAAAAAUUAAUACAAGAAUAUAUAUCACGAAUUUUAAUAAAUAGUACCAAUAGUAAGAAAAUGAAUCUUACUAAACCUUUUUUGAUUACAGUAAUUAUCAUUUUUUAUUUUUUUCUUAUAUUAAAAUAUAAAUAAAAUAAAAGCAAUUUAAAAAAAAUUGGAAACCCACCGUAAGAUAAGAAAAAAACUAUGAAAACUUGGCUUUUGGUUUUUGUGUUAAGAAAACAGUUAUUUGCAAAAACUAAUUUUCCUACAUUUUAGGGAAUCUAUUCUUUUAAAAUUUUGAUUGGUUGCUAAAUGGUUUUUGGAAAAACAAAAACCAAAAACUAAUCCAAAAACUACAAACAAUCAACCUUUUAGUCAAAUUCGUUUCGAGCGAAAGCAAUAGAUAUGCAAUGUACCAAACAAAAUCAGUGCUGUGCGAAGAUUUUUGGAGGCCUGAGACGAGUUAAAAAUAUAUAUUUUACAUGAUAUUGUUAAUAAUAGUUUUAUUUAAAUUUGAAUCAUAUAAACAUUUGAAAUAUGUAUAUAUAUAUAUAUAUAUAUAUAACACUGAGUUUUUUUUGAAUUUAUUACAUCAACGUUUCUGAUUCUUCUUCAUAAAAAUGUUAUAAACUAAAAAAAUUAAAAUCAUGAUAAAAAAUAUGAAUUUGUAAGUUAAUAACAAAGAUACAAAUUUGGGAUUGAAAUGUUGGUAUCCGUUAAAAAAACAAAAAUCUUAGCAUUUAAAUUAAAUAUAAUAAACUAUAUAUUCGAAAUUUCAUAUUUUUUUACCAAAUUUCCAUAAAUAUAUAAAAUAAAAUUAACUCAUAGUAUAUAAAAGAAGACAAAUGUGGAUUAAAUAUUUGCAAUUUUUAGAAGUAGAAUCUUUAUUAUUUUAUUUAAAAUAUAGAGAUAUUGAUAGUUAUUUUAAACAGAAGUUAAAUUCUGAAUCAAAUAAAUAUAAAAAUGUUAUUAAGAGAAUAUUUUAAGUACUAUGUAAAAAAUUUUUUUUGUAAUUAGGGUCUCUGGAAUUUUUACAAAAUUAGGGGUCCUAGUUAAAUGCCUUUUUGACCAAAAAAAAAAAGGUUAAAUGCCUUUUUUUUUUAAAGGCUAUAAGCACGACUCUGAACAAAAUCACACCUUUACACGGAUUACUCUUCAAUUAAAUUCAGAUUCAAAGGGACUGAAAAAUACGGACAGUAGGACUUGGAGAAGAUGACAAUCUUGUUGGACAAUAUGGCUGCACGAAAGCCAACAUUGAAUUCGCAGCUCCCGCAGAUUUUGACAGAUCGCUGAAGAUGGCUGCGAAACUUGCCAACCAUCCUCCUUUAGAAUUAAGUCCGUUUCUAGGUAAGUGCAAGACGUGUUUUUGCACAUGGUUUUUUUUGCAAAAUAUUUCGUGUGUUGUUAGAUGAUUACAGCUCGCAUGAAACCUCAAAAAGUAAAGAGACGGGCCUGUUUAGAAUAAACAAAACAAAGAAAAACUUAUUUUCUGAAUUUGUUAAUUGUUCUGGGCUUGUAUUUUUAAACAUGGUCUUCUGGGCUAAGCCCAGCCUAUUUGUGACGUAAGGCCUAGAUAUAAGAAGCGUUGACUUGUCCGCAUCAUCAUGUGAUAUCUCAUAAUUGUGAGUCGGUAUGGUUUUUGUCCAUUUCCACAUCAUGUGCAUGUCCCCUUUCAUUUAUUUCAUUUCUAUAUCACCUUUCAAAUUAAUAUCUAUAGCACGGAAUUAUUGAACCAAAUAUAUAAAGUGCCCAUCAUACAUUUACUAUAUCAGAUAUUAAAUAUUGUUUUUAAUUAGCUAUAGAAAACGAUAUAUAAUACUACAAAAAAACACUAGUCUCUUCAAUACUUCAACUACCGACCACGCUAUUAGUAUUAUACUAGUAUUUAUCUACGAACCAGCAUGUGCUUCCUGUUAAUCCCAAGUUUUGGUUGAUAAUAAUAAGUCAACCGUACAUGGAUUUCAGCUUAUGUUUCUGCAUUUUUAUUUCUACUAUGUUUCAACAAGAGUGUGAGAAGUACGCAUGCAGAAAUAAAUAAAUAAAAGAAACGGCUAGUGGGUGAUUAUACUUUUUAAUCUGUGAUUAUAUCUUAAUCUGCUUCACUGUGUAAAUGUCAAUCUGGAAAACAAUCAUGAAAAACUCAUUAUUUUUACAUUAUAAGGUAUAUAAAUGGCAACGAACUUAGGGUGUAAGUAAGAAAAAAUAAACACUGCACAUGCAUUGGCUUUUAGCGAAAUACGUUAUUUAAAGGUAGUCACUAAAAUGGACAGCAGCGGGUCUGCAACUACCAUGUGCUGUGUUUAUUUUAUUAUUUAUACAUAAAUUUAUAUGAAUAACGAUCGAAAACUCGUUAACGAAACUUAAAACAAGGUUAGGAAAAAGUGUUUGUUGGUAGAAAGCAUGAAGCAUUGCUUGCGGAAUUAGCAAUUAGCAUUUACAAGUUUAAUCAGCGAUUGUGACUUAACAUCGAUAAUUAGGUGAAGCGGAGAUGAAUAGAGUAACAAAACCAUUUUUGUUAGUUUCGGAAUAACAAAAGAAAGAAUAAAAAAAAAACUGAGAGGGGUAAAAGGGUAAUAAAGUGAAAAAAAUGUUCUUAGUUUAGCGCGGCAGUUUGUAAAGUGAAAGGCUAAUAAUAAAAAGAGAGGAGGAGUUUGCCAGAUUGCAGAAAAACGCCAUUAACGAUCACAGCUGUGCGAAUCCGAUUAAUCCAGAGAGGGAGAGAGAGUCAUAGAAUAUCUGGAUCUUCUUCUUCUUCUUCAUUCAGAUUCUCUUCUCGGAGCUGCCUUUGGUUAUCUUUAUCUUCUCGGAGGGUAGACGAGGUGUAUGUAUGUGUAAGUAAUUUGUGAAAUUUAAAACAAAAGAUUCGGGUCGUCCUCACUGCACAUGGAGUUAGCGUUGAGGCAGGUCGAACAUUCUACAGAAGCGGCUGUGUCAUCAUCAUCUUAAGGCCUCCUUCCUUAGGUAUGAUGAUGACUACGGAAGCGGAUCAGAUGCAAGGACCAAGCGGCGGCGGCGGCGGCGGCUGUGAAGAAAAGAUUUCUGUUUCUGUUCGUCUGCGACCUUUAAAUGACAAGGAAAUGUUGAGGAAUAAUUCCCCUGACUGGGAGUGCAUCAACUCUACAACCAUCAUGUACAGGAGCCAUCUCUCUAUCUCUGACCGUUCCAUGUAUCCUUCUGCUUACUCUUUUGACAGAGUGUUCGGCCCUGAGUGUUGUACCAGGCAAGUCUAUGACCAAGGGGCCAAGGAAGUAGCUUUCUCUGUUGUCAGUGGCGUUAAUGCUAGCGUCUUUGCGUACGGGCAAACAAGCAGUGGAAAGACAUACACCAUGAGUGGAAUUACUCACUGCACUUUGGUUGAUAUAUAUGACUACAUUGACAAGCACAAGGAAAGAGAAUUCAUUCUAAAGUUCUCCGCCAUGGAGAUCUAUAAUGAGUCUGUGCGAGAUCUCUUAAGUACAGAUAGUAGUCCGCUCAGACUUCUAGAUGAUCCUGAGAAAGGGACAGUUGUUGAGAAACUCACAGAGGAAAACUGCGCGGACUGGAAUCAUUUCAAGGAGCUCCUUUCUGUUUGCGAAGCUCAGCGGCAAAUUGGAGAGACAGCUCUGAAUGAAGUUAGCUCCCGUUCUUCUACUACUUUCUUACAGACAGUUGAAAGCACGGCUCGUGAAUUUUUCACUAACGAUAAAUUUAGUACACUAACAGCAACAGUGAACUUUAUUGAUCUUGCUGGAAGUGAACGUGCAUCUCAGUCAUUAUCAGCCGGCACAAGGUUGAAAGAAGGUUGUCAUAUAAACCGAAGUUUGUUAACGCUGGGAACUGUCAUCCGUAAGCUAAGUAAAGGAAAAACUGGUCACACCAUCAGAGAUUCAAAACUGACGCGCAUACUUCAGUCUUCCUUGGGAGGAAAUGCCAGAACCGCCAUAAUAUGUACCAUGAGUCCUGCAAGAAUCCAUGUUGAGCAAUCAAGAAACACGCUUCUAUUCGCGAGCUGUGCAAAGGAGGUGACAACGAAUGCACAAGUCAAUGUCGUCAUGUCUGAUAAGGCUUUAGUGAAACACUUGCAGAGGGAGUUGGCUAAACUGGAAAGUGAGUUGAGAAGCCCUGGUCAGCCUUCGGUUGCCUCUGACACAACAACUGCAUUACUGACGGAGAAGGACCUCGAGGUUGAAAG